UUGAAAAAAGAAGAAGAAAAAGAAUUAAAAAAAAAUAGCCAUAGUAUCCAACUAUUUCAGCGACAUGGCACAACGACCUAGAAGAUGAGAUGCCGUCAUCCUAUGAAGUAUGAACGGUCUGAUAUAAACAAUGCCGACAAUAAUUCAUUUAUUAAAAUUGUCGGAUCAAUUUGUGUACCUUAAUUAAUUUUACGAGUUUCAAGUGUAUAUAUACAUAUAUAUAGAUUAGAUCGCCUUCGAAAUUUGCUAUACGCCACAAUCCAGCAGAAGCUCCAUUUUCGGAAUUCGAUAAAGCUCAUAUACAAAGUAGUACUAUUCGUACUGAUCAAGGUAUAGAAGACCCAAAAAAUGCUCACUUUUACAGCCAAAUGACGAUUCUGUUUUCUUAAUGGAGUGUCUCUUUGAUGGGGUUUUUCUCUUGUAUAGAAACCCAGUACCAUAAUUUCAAAGAAAGGAGAAGGUUACAGUGUCGUAGCACUUCUUGCUUGGCAGCCCGGUGCACAAAGCAUCCCGUGUUCACGCAGGGUUUAGGGAAAGGCCGCACCCCAAAGGGGUGUGAUGUAGGCAACCUAUCCUGAUCAGUGGCUUAUUCCACGGCUCGAACCCGUGACCUAUAGAUCACACGGAGACAACUUGACGGUUGCUCCAAGGCUCCCCUUCCGUAGCAUUUCUUGCAUGGAGAAUACAUGGCAUCCUUGGCAACAGCAGAAGUUUGUGAUGUAAAUGCAGGGCUUCUGUCAAAUGGCGAUCUACGAGUUUUGCCACCUAUCUUCCAGCUAUACGGGCAAAGUCGAGCUUUCUCUGGCCCCAUUACAACCCUUAAGGUGUUUGAGGACAAUGUGUUAGUCAGGGAGCUUCUUGAAACUAGAGGCGAAGGACGAGUUCUGGUUAUAGAUGGUGGAGGUAGCAUGCGAUGUGCUCUAGUAGGCGGGAACUUAGGACAAUUAGCACAGAAUAUGGGUUGGGCAGGUAUUGUAGUUAAUGGCUGCAUUCGAGAUGUAGACGAGAUUAAUGGCUGUGACAUUGGGGUUCGUGCAUUGGCAUCGCACCCUCAGAAAUCGAGCAAGAAAGGCCAUGGUGAAAAACAUGUUCCUGUUUAUAUUGGAGGGAUGUUGAUUCGUGAAGGAGAAUGGUUAUAUGCAGAUAGUGAUGGCAUCCUCGUAUCGAAAACUGAAUUAUCGGUCUAAUUUGAAAAUCAUGCUGUUGUCUGCUUCAGCUCGUGUCUUCGGAUUUACGAUCAAAGUCCUAUGGCAAGUGAAAUCCUAGUUUUGUGUUGUGUAUUAAUACAUAUUUUGAUUCAUGUAAUCUAAUAAGGGCAAUGCCAAUCAUAAUUCAUAACUAUGGGGUUUUUGUACCAAAACUAGCACCCUCGUCGAAUGUUUCAUUUUUAUGUGACAUUUUCAUUGUUCUGUUGAAAAAAGAACGAUACCUUCUUAUAUUUGGAUAGUUUAACUUUA
This is a messenger RNA of Nicotiana attenuata, 1457 nucleotides long. RefSeq names its product putative 4-hydroxy-4-methyl-2-oxoglutarate aldolase 3. The record is from RefSeq and is a predicted model, not a curated record. Bases 687 to 1187 code for a protein of 166 amino acids. The transcript has 3 exons. Gene Ontology annotation, biological process: regulation of RNA metabolic process. Lineage: Eukaryota; Viridiplantae; Streptophyta; Magnoliopsida; Solanales; Solanaceae. Gene Ontology annotation, molecular function: ribonuclease inhibitor activity.